GCCGGAAUUCCAGCGGCCGUCUGGAGUGACCAGAGCGGGCGAGCACGAGGCGGCCUGCUAAUACGGUGGAUAUUUGAAAAUUAAAAGGGUUUUAAGGGGACUCUAAUUUCUUUAAAGUAUGGAAUUUAUCGCCUAUCGAUAGGCAGGUAAAGUUAUCGGAGACCCCCAGGUGACGCUUGUUUAUUGGCGGUGUUUAAAAAAAGAGUUUGAACAGACUUUGCAACUUGAGCCAGCGCGGAUUUAAUAGCGAUGUGGAGCAACUUCGAGGCAUCCUCGGUGGAGGACGAGACCAUCUCCAAUGUGUUUUCGUCGCGCGGCAUCUUCCAGAUAAGCAGCGAGGAGGAAGUUAACAAAUAUCCGGAUGUUCUGGCCUCCGUGCAGUGCGGCAAGAUGGUCAUCGGCAUCGACAAGAGCCUGCUCCUGCUGGAGGACGAGCUGGUGGCCAAGUGCAGCUUCCUGGGAUUCGGGGCGGCCAUAGAGGCCAUCACCAUUUCCACCAGUGGCAACCUGAUUGUCUGCGGCCUCAGCGAUGGCGAGGUCCACGGGGUCUUCAUCAAGGGUCUGCUCCUCUUUAGCGUGGCCGUCAAUCUGGAGGACGUAAGUCUCACGGGCGGCACCUUUCGGAGCAUCCACCAGCUGGAUCAGCGAUACUACUUCACCUGCAAGAACGGCAGUGUCUACAUUUUAAGCGACAUCGACGAGUCCAGUCUGGAGACGCUGAGCAACGUGACCCUGAGUGAAAACGACACCAUUGCCUGCGAGAAGGCCAUACUCGACGAUGUCACCAUUCAACGCCUGUCCAAGGGACGAUCCUCGGGCAACGUGGACUGUGCAGUGCUGCUCAAGCAGCUGGUGGCCGCCAACAUCAGUGCGCAGAACAAUCAGGAGGAUCUGGGCACUCACCCCGGUCUAGUCAUCUCUGGAGAUCAGAGCACGAUGAAUUUUAGGAGUGGCACCGCCAGCGAUGUGACUCGCAUCAAUCUGCCCGCUCACUUCGGCAGUCUCAAGCAGAUCUUCAACUUGGAGCACUACAUAAUCGCUCUCACCAACUCUGGCCAUUUGCUGGACAUUUGUCCGUACACCCGCACAGUUCACAUGUGCCAAACGACCCGAAGGAAGAAUCUGCUCAUCGAAGAUCUGCUGGUCAUGGAGUGCAGUGAAGAGAGCAUCGAGCUCCUAGUGCUGACGAAGCCAAUGGAUGAGGGACGCUUCAUUAAAAUAGUGGAGUAUCCAACUCUUAAUGUAAAAAACGAGGUGGAGGUACCUGAUCACGCUUGGCUUGUACGCCAGCCAAAGUGUGCGGUCAACUUGUAUUAUCUGGCUGCCAAGGAGCUCAACCAAAGCAGCAUUCCCUCGGUGGUGGAGAUGAUGCUCGUUUCCGAGACCGAUCCCAGCGAUCGUUUUAAAAAGCUCAUUGCUAAAGGGCGCCUGGAAGAGGCUGAGGAAUUCGGCAAGCAGUUCGAACUGUGCCUGCAGCCCAUCUACGAAGCCAAGGCGAAACGCAUUCUGGUGGAGCUCUGCAACUCGAGUUCCCAAAAAGAUGCCUCUGUUGUGGAGAAGAAAUUCAAGAACUUGCUGCAGUUGCUGUCGCAGGUGGAAAGUAAAGCCUUUAUCAAAAGUCAUCGCAUGAUCAACUUGAAUUCAAGACACAUCCUUGAGCGCUAUCUGCAUGAAGUCAAAAAGCGAUUGAGUUUUGAGGAUGACGAGGAGGACAUGUUGGAAAUUGACGAGCAACUGCACCGACUUAAAACUCUUGCCAUCAUAGAUCCCUACGAAUGCAACACGGACUGGCAGAAGUUCAUUUACGACAACAACCUGGUCAGGAUGGUCAAGUCGCUCUUUAAUACGGAUAUGCCCACGGCCUGUCUUAUCUGGCGACGCCACUCGAGCAGCAUCCUGCCGUUACUAAACGAGGAUGAGCUGCGAAAGCUUCUAGGAUUCAUCCCGAGCAACACGAAACCCUUUAACGUGGUCCAGUGGCUACGUCAAUUUAUUCCGAUGGUUAGCAACACGCAUCCCAGCAUAAUGCCGUUUAUCACCGACUGGAGCGUUGAGAUGACGCGAAAUCUGCAGUACAGUCCCCACUGGCCGGAUAUCGGCUUGGAGUUUAGCACCAAGAUACUGGAUAUAUUUGAGGAAAUGCAGUUCACUUACUCUGAUGUCCGGCGGCAGCAGGAGCGCAACGUUGGUAAACUGCGAGACCUAGUCAAUGCACUGCAGGAUCUGUCCGUGCUGAAGACCAAUUACAACAUGGGCUUUACACUGGACAACUACAUGCAGGACUCCAUUGACGCCACGGCUUUGAGCAUUCUGCAGCACGUCCAAUUAGAUAAGUUGCAGCGCCUGGUGAAGAAUUUCAUGUACCCGAUCUUCCAAGAGAAGGGCCGUCAGCCGCUGGGCGUGAUCAAGCAGUACAUAUCACAGUUGGUAGCCAGUCGGCAAUCCUCCAGUACCUGGCUAGAGCGGGCGAUGGCUUGCAUUGAGCUGCUGCACAAUGAGGACAGUCGGUUGGAGUGCGCCUUGUCCGUGCUGCAGAAUGCACCUGUUCCCUGGCCGGAUACGCUGGCUCCUCUGAUCAGGCUGCGUUCAUCAACCCAUCCGCUGGCAAUAAAGAUAAACGCCGAGUACGAGAUUCAGGUAAUCAAAAUCAUGAAAGUCAAAUAUGGUUGGCCAGCCGACAGCUCCGACAUCAACCUGGAACUUUUCAUGAUGCGCAUCGUAAAGUUAAACCUUCCGGACAUGCUGGAGGACAUCGGCGCGCUUACCAAGGCAGCGCCGGACAUCUCUGUCAGUGCCAACUUUAACUGCUGCUACCAGAUGGCCCGGCGUGGUCAGAUAGAGCUGGCGUAUGAGUUCUUCAAGACGCUGAUCGGGGAUAAGAACUCGAAGAACGGACAGGAAGUGGUGGAGAUCAUCGCAAACCUCCUAGAAAACAGCUCUUCCGCCUCGUUUGAGGACGAGACUAAGGUUCAAGAACACUUGAACGUCCUGGAGCUCUUUAAGUUGUUCUUGCCGUAUGUUGAUUCCGUUUACGAGCGACGCUAUUUGGUAAUAAAGCAUCGCUUACGUCUUCGGAAAUUCGGAAUCCAGGUGGGCUGCAGCAGCGAACUUAUACCGCUGCAAAGGCGUCAUUGCCUCCUGGACGAGGCAAUUGAGAGGAUCAUGGAGCGCGCUCAGGCCACGUUAAAUGUGUCCGCUUUUAUAGCCAGCGAAAUGGGCGAACUCUGCACCGCUCUCAGUCUGUCCAAGGUGUUUGGCCUGACCCGCAUUUGCCAACGGAUCGGGUGUCUGCCCCUCAGCUGUGCCCUGGCAUUCCAUGUGAUGAGCUUCGUCGACUGUGUGCCCGCCAAUGCAGACGAGUUUAUCAACCUAGCACUUGAGCUGCUGGUCCAGCAAAUCGAAAACGCCAAGGGACAGAACCAGGAAUCGGCAUCUUCGCUGCAGUUAAUGAAUGAGACCGAUCCCCUUAGCUUUUUCUUGGCCUACGAGUUACUUACAUCCGCCUUGCUUCAUGAGGACAGUCGUCGUCGGGACCUUGUGGAACUGAUCAAAUGCAUACGCGUGGCUGUGAUCCACUAUCCACUGGAUGCCAUUAAGACUCACUACGACGGCAAGGAGCAGGCCGUCAACGAGCACAUUUGCCGGGCCCUCGAUGGCAUUACGGUGGCCGUAGGCGAGACUACACUGAAUUUCACCAUUCCCCUUAACGGAUCCUUUGACGUGAAAACCCUGCAGGUGCCGACAAUGAAGAAGCGACAUUCGGUGUCAAUGUUUGAGGAGGUAGAAGUGCAGCCUGUACAGCAGCCGCAGCAAAACAAGAGCAUCGGCGGCCACAUGGCUAUAGUGAAGUUCCUGGCACGCACCCUGUUGCUCAUGGUAAUCGAAUCGGAGCCGAGCAACUCAUUGUUGAUGAAGGUGCGCAAUGGACUGGCGGAGAACACUAAGGCGGAUCUCGACAGCGCUCGUGCGGACUUCUUUCUGUCGUUGGAACACCUGACGAAGGCCAAGGAACACGACGUUUGGUACGUGAUGUCGCAAUACCUGCUAGACUACCAGAAGCAAAACUGCCGGAAGAAGCGAAUCAUCAACGAGGGCUUCAUUACGCUGCAGCUGCGCCGCAUAUUCCGCAACGCAAUGGGAACCAAGGAGGCCAACUUUAUAGAACUUUUUACCAUGCUGGUGGUGGACAGCGAGGCACUGGCUCUCCUGGAAAAGCUCUCCACGGAGGUGAAGACAGAUCUGCAAAAGAUCAACUUCCUUACGUUAUCCGCCAUGUACCACGACCACAUCGAAGAUUUGGAUAAUGUGCAAUUGAUACGCGCCAAGCGCUUGAAACUUUUCUAUUAUCUGGAGUUCUGUCAGCAGGAUCCCAGGAUCAAGGGCAAGUUCAACGCGGACAUGGACAACGUGGAGGACCUGCUCAAGGAGUUCCACAAUAAGCAGCUCGACGUGCAGCUGUUGGAACGCAUGAGCAAGGACUUUGGCUUUGACUACCAGAAGAUUCUCAUAACCCAGAUACUGAGCAUUCUGAGUGCCCAGGAGCUUCGCUUCGAGGUCAAGAGAGACACCUUCGGCGACGAGGAACUGGUAAUGCUGAGCAGCGCCCAAGAAAUGCGAGAUAUGUGUCAGCCGUACAUAAAUGAACUCAAAAACGUAGAGCUAUUUGUCUCCAAAUUGAAACACUUCAUCGAAGAAAUCAACAUUUAUUUCUACGAGUUGUACAUGUGUGUGAUUAACAUCCUAAUGUACUUCGAUGCGGCGCCCAAGGAGAUGGAGAUCUGGACGAACAUUUUGCACUUCCUGCGGCAUAAGAUGAUAACUCGGAGGCGCAAUCGGCCGGGCCAGGUGGAGACUGACAUGUGGCUCAAAUCGCAGAGGGAAAACGGCGUCAUGCCAAAGAUAUCUCGUUACCGUCUGCCUUUUAAGCCUAUCGUAGAGCAACCCCUCAAGGAUAUUCUCGACAGCGAACUGAGCGUGGAUAACUGCCGCUGGUUCCCACUGAUUCAGAUGUACACUGCCUUGAAGGGAGCCAAGGAUAGUUCCCAGAACUGCGACUAUUUCUGCAUGUCGGCAGUGAAGAAUUCGAUAUCGGAGUACAAAUCGAAAAAUGAAUCGGAGUCGUGGAGUCUUCUUCCUACGAAUAAUGCGUUUCUUCAGUCGAUUCUUCGGUUGGUCGAGAAAGUGAACAACCCCAACAAGGCAUUCCUGAUACUGUACUUUGUAUCCAACUAUGCUCGGGACGGAGCAGACCAGGUGGAGGCCUCCUACGAGUGCUGGAAGUUCGUGAAGGAGAGGUGCCAUCUGCUUACCGAUCCGAAGACUCGAGAUCAUAUUUCUAAGGUCAAGCGGCGGUAUCCCAUUCAGAAGACCCAGCACCUGCUAUACGUCUACGGCAUGACCGACGAAAAGCUACUGCGACAGGUUGAGAAUCCCACCGAGCUCAUUCACGCCCUGUACCACCACGAGCUGAUUCUGAAGUCCAGCAAAGUAGACAUCAACGCCCUCGUCGCGGAGAUCGUCAAGUUGCAUGACCUCUGCUUGGCCACCAUUCAGUACCGUCUGCUGCAGAAGUGGCUUUCACUGACCAUGGAGCCGACGGCUGACGGUACUAUUCUGGAGGACACUUUUAUGGAGGAGCAGAACUGGCCGGAGCAGGCAAAUGGCGCGGACGGAACAAGCAGCCAGGAUGCCAGCGAAAAUGUGAACAGAGCCUUCUACAUACUCUCCAGUUGGCCAAAGGCGGAGGCGGUCAAGUUCCUUGUGGGUCUGAUCUUCAAGGGAGGCUCGGUAAACACCUCCACACAGCUGCAAAUGUACGAGUGCUACUCCAAGCUGAACGAUGGCAGCAACUCUUUCACCAACACUAUCAACCAACGCCAAUUCAUCAGCAUCAAGUGUGUGCACGAGCUGAAGGCUCUGGGCUACAAGUCGAACUUGGAGAAGUUCUCCGACGACCAUUGCAACAAGAUUGACAUUCUGAAGAUGAUCUGGCAGCGCAAUGCCCAGAAUCCUUUGUCGCUGGAGGUAAUGGCCAACAUCUGCCUGGGCUUCGAUAUACACCUGCCGCAAAUCUGGAACGGCAUCCUUAAGCGAAUGGUCAUGUUCCACAUGGUGCGGGAGCUCAACGCUUUGUUGGAUGUGCUCAGCUGCCGGCCCCAUCUGCUGCACCUGGACGGACUGGCCAAGGCCUGGGACUAUGUGCUCUGCAAUCCCCUGAAGAACGCCGUAGAGACGCGCUCCUUCGCGCAGGAGGAGGUGCUGCACAAGACGCUGCUACGCUUGCAGGGGUGUCCGGUGGUACAUGCCCUCAAUCUGCUGCAGUUCGCCGAGCACUGCGUCGUUGUCCAUCGACCCCACAUGGCCGCCGCACUGCUCAGUUUUUGCCAGAACUCCGAGCAGCGGCAAAAGAUCAAAAAGAUGAUACAUUCCCAUCCGGUGGAUAACCUCCGGCAGCAGAUCCUGGAUCUGGAAGAUGCCGGUAUGUUACCGGUGGUACUGAACUUUGCGCUCAAGGAAUUAAAUCUCUAAGCAAAGGGUUUUGUUGUACUGAAUUCCACUUAAUUUAUUCAAAUAAAGGAGCUACAUUAAUGGUAACUCUGCGGUAGUUACUUUUCGAUUGAA
Molecule: messenger RNA, 6621 nt
Organism: Drosophila suzukii
Lineage: Eukaryota; Metazoa; Arthropoda; Insecta; Diptera; Drosophilidae
Gene: rod
Product: rough deal
Biological process (GO): mitotic spindle assembly checkpoint signaling; mitotic sister chromatid segregation; protein localization to kinetochore involved in kinetochore assembly
Cellular component (GO): cytoplasm; RZZ complex; kinetochore microtubule
Molecular function (GO): small GTPase binding
Source: RefSeq, a predicted model, not a curated record